CUUGGAACGGGUCAGGCCAGGCUCCCUUCCAAACAGCACAGUAGAGUACACUGCUGCUGCCGUCGAUGUCCUCUUCCCUUCUCUCCCUCCCGAGCGGAGCUGCGCUCCAGUUUAUGAUUAUCCCAACCAAACUCUAAUCAUACCCCCCACCCACAAAAUCCCAAUACAAAUACCGCCCAGCAAAUAGAUAGCCGGGACUGGAGCCACGGCAAGAAAGAGAAGCCAGCUCCGCUGCUCCAACCCAAAAGCUACUCCUCCUUCCGGCACGCGGCAGGGAGGUGAGAGAGAGAGAGAGAGAGACCAGCCGAGGCGGCGGCCGGCCACCAUAGCAGCUUAGGUUAGGCAGGCAUCUUCCCUCAUGCAGCAGGGCGAGUACCGCUCGUCGUCUUCGAGCGAGGGCUCGGCGGGUUCUGCGGCGGCUGCGGCUGCGGCUGCGGCGGCCAUGGCGCCCCUGGCGGCUGCGGCCGCGGCGGUGGCGGCCAAGGAGGAGCACAACGUGACGGUGGCCGUGGCGCCGCCCAUGCCCAUGGCCAUGGCGAUGCCGCUGCAGCAGCAGCAGCCGCGGAAGCAGUACCGCGGCGUGCGCAUGCGCAAGUGGGGCAAGUGGGUGGCGGAGAUCCGCGAGCCGCACAAGCGGACGCGCAUCUGGCUGGGGUCCUACGCCACGCCCGUCGCCGCCGCGCGCGCCUACGACACGGCCGUCUUCUACCUCCGCGGCAGGUCGGCGCGCCUCAACUUCCCCGACGAGAUCUCCGCGCUCGCGCUGUCGUCGCCCGAGGCCGCCGAGGCCGGUGGAGGGGAGAUGGCGGGCGAGCUGGCCGACGGCGGCGCGCUGUCGGCGGCUUCGAUCCGGAAGAAGGCCAUCGAGGUCGGGUCCCGCGUGGACGCGCUCCAGACCGGCAUGACCACCAUGGUCGCCGCGCCCGCGCACCACCGGGAGCGGCAGCGGCUCCACCACCACCACCACGCGGAGCCGCACGGCGAGGAGCUGCACCGCCACGUGAAGCAGCAGCGGACGGCGUGGAACGGGCGCGCCAAGAACCCGGAUCUCAACCAGGCGCCCAGCCCGGACACCUCCGACGCCGAGUGAAGCAGCCGGAAGAAGCGGCGGCUUCCAGUCAUCUACAACCAACCAGUCGACCAUGCAGCCAGUCUCCGGAGAGCAGCCAGCAGCGUAUGUUGAUGAAGCAGCACAAGCAACUCAAUCCAGUCCACCACCCAACGGUCUCCCUAGCAAGCUCCGCCGCGUCGGCGGGCGAGGUGCCGGUGGUCGGUGGGUCGGUGGCGAGAUUAUUUUUCAAUACGUUGGUCUGGAUAAGAACAAGGGAGGGGGAGGGGAGGCGGGGGACGCCACAAGUGGCGGUCUUUCCAAAUGUCAAAAAAGACAGCUGUAACAGUGAUAAAACAAUCGCCACCAUCUUCUUCUUUUUUCUCUCUGUUUCUGUUAUCGAGUAGAUAAGCAGCGAUUAGCAGUGCAACUUCUGUUAAUUAAUCGUCCGUCGCCCCCUUCGUUGUUAAUUAA
Hordeum vulgare subsp. vulgare (domesticated barley) is the source of this 1522-nucleotide messenger RNA. RefSeq names its product ethylene-responsive transcription factor ERF008-like. The record is from RefSeq and is a predicted model, not a curated record. Gene Ontology annotation, molecular function: DNA binding; DNA-binding transcription factor activity. The transcript has a single exon. Gene Ontology annotation, biological process: regulation of DNA-templated transcription. Bases 359 to 1090 code for a protein of 243 amino acids. Lineage: Eukaryota; Viridiplantae; Streptophyta; Magnoliopsida; Poales; Poaceae.